Asterias rubens (European starfish) is the source of this 1286-nucleotide messenger RNA. Its product is annotated as thioredoxin reductase-like selenoprotein T1b. Gene Ontology annotation, molecular function: thioredoxin-disulfide reductase (NADPH) activity. Gene Ontology annotation, cellular component: endoplasmic reticulum membrane. Gene Ontology annotation, biological process: cell redox homeostasis. Lineage: Eukaryota; Metazoa; Echinodermata; Asteroidea; Forcipulatida; Asteriidae. The record is from RefSeq and is a predicted model, not a curated record. The transcript has 5 exons.
AAAUGCAUAGCCAUUUCUAGCCCGUCCUCUUAUACAGAAGGGACGGUACAAUUUUGCUGAGUAACAAUGGCGAACGGGACGUUAAUUUACGGUAUUGUCUUCUUAUGUCUAGGUUUAGUCACAUUACGAGAACUGACACAAACGGAAGCAUCUUCCGAUGACCGGCCAGCCAUGAAUCUCUCAAAAUUCAGUGGCCCAACGUUGAAAUUCUUUUACUGUAUUUCCUGAGGAUACCGGCAGGUGUUCGAAGAGUACUCCCAUCGACUUCGAACACGUUACCCGGAACUCAGCAUCGAGGGAGAAAACUUUCCAGCCCAUCCGGUCCGUCGUUACCUAGCGAGUGCGGCCAGCAUUCUUAAGAUUGGGCUGAUCGUCCUUAUAGUCAGCGGUGGCAACCCUUUCCCUGCCUUGAACCUUGACACCCCUGGACUUUGGAGUUGGGCCAUCGAAAACAAGGUCUACUCCUGUCUAAUGUUGUUCUUUAUAAGUAAUGCCAUAGAAACACAGCUUCUUUCAACAGGCGCCUUUGAGAUCUCACUAAAUGAUAUGCCAGUGUGGUCCAAGUUGGAGUCGGGCAAGGUGCCACGUUACCAGGACCUUGUGAACAUCCUGGAGAGCAGUAUGAAACUCAGCUAUCAGCUCUAACGACAAUACAAACAUCUCAAACAGGUAUACAAUGUUCGUCUGAACGUCCAAUCCUGCCUCAGUUGACUGGCGGCCAUUUUCUAUCCAUCCCGUGCGAGUUUAUGAAGGUCAGCGCAUAAACCAGCCAACCACGCUGGAUGUGCUGACUGGAACCGCUUUACGCCCUCGCUUGGCCAUGGGAGAAACUGGACGUAGAAACCAACCAACUGCGGCAGGCUUCUCUAAAAAAGUAUUCUAGACAAGUGUAAAUUUUUGAAAUAAUUAUUUGUACACGUGUACAAUAUUGAAAAAAUCAAGGAAUAGUAUGUGUACAUUUUUAACAUUUAAGAUGUUAGGAUGUUUGUUUAUUUUGAAGGUGUUUAAAUUAAAUUAAUAUUGUGCAUUUUCGUCAAGUUUUGAGGUUAGGUUAUUUUACUUUCAAGAUAAGUUUUUUUAAAAGAUUUAUGGUGUUCAUUUGACGAAUUUUUUCUUCCCUAAUAUGCAAUAUCAAAAUUACUUGAAGUACUAUGUUGGUAAAAUCUGGAGCUGGUUGGAAGGGAAGACUUGUGCCUGUUUUCCAUGAACCCAAUAUCAUGCCUGCUUGAAUGACUAACUAGUAAUUAAAGCCAUUGGACCCUUUCGGUAAACAGUAUUGUCCAAGG